Molecule: messenger RNA, 657 nt
Organism: Macrosiphum euphorbiae (potato aphid)
Lineage: Eukaryota; Metazoa; Arthropoda; Insecta; Hemiptera; Aphididae
Source: the annotation of a GenBank genome assembly
AUGAAUUUUUACAUUCAUCGAUGGGCCACAUUCAUCGCGAAUCGAACCAGUUUGAUUCACGAUUUGACCUUACCUGCAAUUUGGCGCCAUGUUCCCACGAAGGAGAAUCCAGUUGAUUGCGCAUCGCGCGGACUGUUUCCUUCCGAGCUCCUCAACCACUUACUGUGGUGGACUGGUCCAUCUUUUUUACUGAGUCCUCCAGACAAGUGGCCAAAAUUACUAUUAACCGAACUUGAAGAUUUCAAUGGGCCCUCCUCUCAGGAAGCUCGGGUACCUACUGUGCUCACCGUCACUGUAGACAUUCCGAUAAUCGAUUUGUUAAAUCGCAUGUCAUCGCUGCAGAAGAUCCUUCGCGUAAUCGCAUACUGUUUUCGAUUUUUCAAGCCCCGGUCUGACGCCCCAACUAGCUACAUUAUAAAUGCGGCAGAGUUAACUCGUUCUCUCUCUGCCUUGGUCUACUUAGUCCAACGUCAAACAUUUGCCGUCGAAAUUGUAGCUCUGUCAAACGGUCUUCCCUGCUCAAAAUCUCUCCGACGUUUAGACCUGUUUCUUGACCCAGUUGGUGUGUUCAGAGUGGGCUGUCGGCUUCGCAACGCCGAUAUUCCCAUACGUGCACAAACAUCCUGCUUUGUUGCCGUCCCGUCAUCGUUUAACUGA